AUGACUGUUUCGUAUAAUUUCGAUGUUUCUUCGAAUUCUUCGGCCAAUUUUUUGCGAUUGUUACUGCGAUGGAAAGGUGAGUGAACAUUUUUUCUGUUGAGAUGACUCAUGUGCGGGAGAAAAAAAUAGUUCGCAUGGGGGAUCGAACUCGCCACCCUUGAAUUCAAAAGCAAGGCUCCUGCCACUGAGCCACUUGCCCCUUUACCUCCCUCCGCAAAAUUGCCAAUAAAUAAUUGCAGGUUCAAUUUGGAAAAGUGUACUUUCGGAGCUCUUGAUCUGGUGUGGUGCAUAUUUAAUCAUCGGAUUUUUAUACCAUUGCUUUUUGAGACCUCACAAACAGACAGAUAUUUUCAAUACAAUCGCUAUACAAUUCGAUGAUGCUGGUAGCUAUAUUCCAAUCACUUUUAUGUUAGCGUUUUUCGUUUCAAUUAUUGUGACAAGAUGGAAAACGACUUUUGCUAAUAUGGGAUGGAUUGAGAGGUUUGUCGAAAUUUUUUUAAGAUAAAAAAUUUUUUUUCCAUAUCUUUUAGCUGCGCUCUAUCAAUAAACUCCCAAAUAAUUUCAAAAAUGUGAAGAAGCCCGACUAAUCCGCCGAAACAUCAUCAGAUAUCUCGUCUUGGCACAAAUCCUAACCUUUCGCGACAUCUCAAUCCGAGUUCGACGUCGAUUUCCGAACAUCGAUUCGAUCUCCAAGGCUGGAUUUAUAACUGAUGAGGAAGAAGAGAAAUUGGAGAUGAUAGAUCUGGACAAAUCAUAUAAUAAAUAUUGGGUGCCAAUUCAUUGGGCGAUUACUUUAAUAAUUCGAGCGGAUGAGAAGAAAUAUUGUCUAAGUGCGCCAGGAACUGUAAGCCUGAUAAAUGAGAUCAAAAUAUUUCGGAAUAAUCUAGCAACAAUUUGUAAUUUUGAUUGGGUUCCAGUGCCAAUCGCAUAUCCGCAAGUGAUAUUUUUCGCUGUUCGAAUGUUUUUUAUCAUUUGUUUAAUAUCAAGACAACAUAUCGUUGGGAAGAUUACCAGAGAAGACAAAACAUAUGAAAUUGUUUUCAAUAUUACAGUUCUUGUGUGCAAACCAUUGUUAACAAUCAUUCAAUUCAUAUGUUUUGUUGGUUGGUUGAAAGUUGCGGAAGCACUUUUGAAUCCAUUGGGCGAAGAUGAUGAUGAUUUUGAGAGCAAUUUUUUGAUUGAUAAGAAUAUAUUUGUGAGUUUUUUGGGGGAAAAUAAAAAAGAAAACAACGAGACUCCGCGUUGACGUUGCACGCGCGCGCGGUUUGAAUUUCUGUUUUUUUUUUCAAAUUUUACAUAAUUUUUAUCGAUUUUUUCAAUUUUUCCGAAAUCCCUCCGCAAAAAACUCACCAAUCGCUUCUAUUUCUCAAAUGCCAAUCAAAAAUCCUCGAAAAUUCGAAAUCCUCCAGGUUUUCCACGUUUUUGACAUUGAAAUCCAAUAUUUCAAGCUGAAAACAGAAAAUUUUUGAAUUUUUCAUGUACCAUUGAGUUCUGCUAACUCUAUAGAUUUCUGAGGGCUUUCUCUGGGUCUCACAACAAUUUUUCAGCUAUUUUUCAGAGGUUUACAGCAAAAUCUUACCCAAAACCAUUUUCCAUCGAUUUUUGAGUGAAAAUUCCAGUAGUUUUCAUGAAAUCCGAUGUUUUUCAAUAUUUUUGUCGCUGAAAGCUCAAAAAUUUCAAUCAAAACAGUGUUUCUCUCGAAAAAACCCACCUUUCUUCAAUAAUCCUCGGAUUUUCCAUUGGAAUCGAUAAUUCGAGCCUUGUAGAACAUCUGAAAAUUCAAUUUUUGUCUGAAAUCCAAUGAUUUUCCCCGGAAACCUGAAAACCCGGCGAAAAAAAACGAAAAAUGAAAAUAUUUUCGUGUUGCGCUAAACAGCGGGCAAGCCGGAGUGUCGUUGUAAAAUUUUUUAUUUUUUUUAUUUCUAAAACGAAACAUAUGUUUUCUAGUGUUUUUUGACUCGCUGAUCACUAUUCUGUUGUCAAAAACGACUCUGAAUAGAGUUAUGACGUGGCAAAAUUGGAAAAAUUUGUGAUUUUUUUGCAGACUGGAAUCAAAAUCUGCGACGAAUUCGACAAUUGUCCCAGCCUUUUCUUCGACAAUUUCUCCGAUCCAAACGCGGCUCCAAUUUAUUCGGUUGAUAGUCAACACUAUACAAAUGGCGCACUCAUUGGCUCGGUUUCAAAUAUCACGUUGGCACAAAAUGAUGACAAUGUCACCAUGAUUCCUUUGGGUCCACGGGCUUCGAUUGGUGAUAGUUUAUCGAUGGGAUUGGAUAGGACACCAACGAGAAGGCGGUCGAGGCCGAAUAGUUUUCAGAAAUCGCAGAAAUCGUGGGUUUUUUGAACUUGAAGUUUUAAACUUGAAGUCCUAGUUGUCAAGUAGCGGAGCCUAGAAAUCCUAGUUGUCAAGUAGCGGAGCCUAUAGACCUUUAUUGUCUAGGAGCCGCGCCUAUAGAUCCGCAUUGUCUAGAAGUCGCAUCGAGAAAUCCUAGUUGUCAAGUAGCCGAGCCGAGCGAACCUGGUUGUCAAGUAGCCGCGCCUAUAGAUCCGCAUUGUCUAGGAGGCGCAUCGAGAGAAAUACAAUAGAAAGGAUUCGCGCCUUGAGAGCUUCUAUGUCAAGUAGCCGCGCCUAGAGAACCUAGUCGUCUAGGAGCUGCGCCUACAAAGCUCAAAGCGCCUAGAAAGCCACUUUUAACCUCUAACACUUCAAAGCCACAUAUAUUUUUGCUUCCAGAAAACGCCACAUCAGCGAAGGCGAACCGAACGAAGCCUACGAAAUCGACGAACCGCCGUGUUCCCCAACUUCCCACAAAUUCUCGACGCAUUUAACGAAAGUCGAAGAGAAGGACGAGGAGGAAAAGGUUUGA
Messenger RNA from Caenorhabditis angaria, 2867 nucleotides. NCBI's taxonomy places the organism in Eukaryota, Metazoa, Nematoda, Chromadorea, Rhabditida, Rhabditidae. The record is from the annotation of a GenBank genome assembly.